AUGACAGAUGGCAUCACUGCUCUCGGAGGGCCAGUAAAAGGGUGCCCGGCUGUUCUGCGUGCCGGCGCGUCAGUCGGGGUCAACUGCAUUGACAGAUGUGCAGCGUACGUCUGCUACGACUGGAUGCGCUGCGCUGCCUCGGCGCGUGACGGCUUGCGCUCAUUUGGCGUUUUUCUGCACCGCCUCGACCAGUACGCCGCCACCAAGCUGGACAAGAACAUCACGGAGGAGACGGUCAAGGUGCUCUUCUCCAACAUCGAGGAGAUCCUGCGUGUCCACAAAGACUUCCUGUCCAUGGUGGAGGAGCUGCUCCAGCCCGAUCCCCACGCCCAUCACGAAGUCGGACGCUGCUUCCUGCACUUUCGGAGCCGUUUCCAGAUUUAUGAUGAGUAUUGUGGGAAUCAUGAGAAGGCUCAGAGGUUGCUGCUGGAGCUCAAUAAGAUCAGGACCGUCAGGACGUGCUUACUGAACUGUAUGUUGCUGGGAGGCAGAAAAAACACAGAGGUUCCACUAGAAGGUUACCUGGUUGCUCCUAUACAGAGGAUAUGCAAGUACCCAUUGCUGCUCAGAGAGCUGCUAAAGAGGACCCCUAGGAAGCACAAUGACUAUGCCCUGGUGCAGGAGUCUCUGCAGGUGAUGAAGGCGGUGUGCUCCAGCAUCAACGAAGCCAAAAGGCAGAUGGAGAAACUAGAGAUCCUGGAGGAAUGGCAGUCCCACAUCGAGGGCUGGGAGGGAUCUAAUAUCACAGAUACAUGCACGGAGAUGCUGAUGCAGGGAGUGCUGCUGAAGAUCUCGGCUGGAAACAUACAGGAGAGGAUCUUCUUCCUGUUUGACAAGCUUCUGGUCUACUGCAAGAAGAAAAACAGGCGUUUAAAAAACAGCAAGGCUGGGACCGAGGGUCCUCGCUACCUGUUCAGAGGACGAAUCAACACGGAGGUGAUGGAGGUGGAGAAUGUCGACGAUGGCACAGCUGACUACCACAGCAGUGGGAACAUAGUGAACAACGGCUGGAAGAUCCAUAACACGGCCAAGAACAAGUGGUUCGUCUGCAUGGCCAAGACUCCAGAGGAAAAGCAGGAGUGGCUGGAGGCCAUUUUGAAAGAGAGGGAGCGGAGAAAAAGUCUGAGGCUGGGUAUGGAGCAGGACACAUGGGUGAUGGUGUCAGAGAAGGGAGAGAAGCUCUACCACCUCAUGACCAAGGGACACCUCAUUAAGGACAGGAAACGCAAGCUCACCACUUUUCCCAAGUGCUUCCUGGGAAGUGAGUUUGUAUCCUGGCUGAUGGACAUCGGCGAGACGGGCAACCCGGAGGAAGGGGUUCACCUGGGACAAGCUCUGCUGGAGAACGGCAUCAUCCACCAUGUCACAGACAAGCAUCAGUUCAAGCCUGAGCCUGUGUUGUACCGCUUUCGUUAUGAUGAUGGUACCUACCACCCCAGAAGUGAUAUGCAGGAUGUCAUCUCCAAGGGUGUUCGGCUGUUCUGUCGUCUCCACAGUCUCUUCACCCCUGUCAUCAGGGAUAAGGACUACCAUCUACGUACAUACAAAUCAGUGGUGAUGGCCAAUAAGCUGAUAGACUGGCUCAUAGCACAGGGGGACUGCAGGACGAGGGAGGAAGCGCUGAUCUUGGGGGUGGAGCUGUGUGACAAUGGCUUCAUGCAUCACGUGUUGGAAAAAAGCGAGUUCAAGGACGAGCCGUUGUUGUUUCGUUUCUUUGCCGAUGAGGAGAUGGAGGGGUCCAACACCAAGCACAAGCCCAUGAAACAUGACUUGAAGAUCGCUGAGAAUGUCAUUGCCAAGUCCCUCCUAAUAAGACCUAGUGAUGGAGGCUACGGCUUUACUCUGGAGGAGAAGAACAGAGUCCCCAUCAUCAAGUCUGUAGAGAAGGGCUCUCCGGCUGAGAUGGCUGGCCUGGAGGUGGGGAAGAAGUUGUUUGCUAUAAAUGGGGACCUGGUGUUUCUCAGACCCUUCCCUGAGGUGGAGAAUUUUCUCAAGCAGUGCUUCAACAGCAAUGGACCCCUCAGGGUGCUGGUCAGCACCAAACCAAGAGAGACAGUAAAGAUCCCAGACUCGGCCGAUGGCCUGGGCUUCCAGAUCCGCGGGUUCGGGCCGUCUGUUGUUCACGCUGUGGGCAGAGGGACAGUGGCGGCCAUCGCCGGUCUCCACCCUGGCCAGUGUAUCAUCAAGGUGAACGGCAUCAAUGUAAGCAAAGAGAGCCACGCCAGCGUCAUUGCACACGUCACCGCCUGCAGGAAAUACCGCCGACCCACACAGCAAGAUACCAUUAAGUGGGUGUAUAAUAACAGUGAGAGUGCCCAGGAGGACCACCAGAGAACCACCCAGAAACCUGCCCCUGAGGAGAACGGAGAUGGCUUCCAGUGUCAAGUAGAAGAGGUUAUGGACAAGUUCAACACCAUUGCCAUCAUUGAUGGGAAGAAGGAUCAUGUAAGCCUGACGGUGGACAAUGUCCACUUGGAGUACGGGGUGGUGUACGAGUACGACAGCACCGCCGGCAUCAAGUGCCAUGUGCUGGAAAAGAUGGUGGAGCCUAAGGGAUUCUUUAGCCUCACAGCUAAGAUCCUGGAGGCGCUGGCACGUAAUGAUGACACGCUGGUGCAGAUGUGUGGCAGGUUGAGCUCCAGCUGUGACGUCAUCCCCGAGGAGCUGCAAACACGCUUCAGCGCCAUGUGCGGUGAGAGGGUGGAGCACAUCAACCGCCGCAUCACCAACUAUAGGAAGUUCUCUCGGGUUCUGAAGAACAGGGCAUGGCCCACCUUUAAGCAGGCCAAGACCAAGGUGUCCCCACUCCACAGCAGUGAUUUCUGCCCCACAAAUUGCCACAUUAACGUGAUGGAGGUGUCCUAUUCCAAGACCACCACUUGUCUGGGCAGUGCCUUUGGAGUGCAGCUGGACAACAGGAAGAACACCCUGGAGAGAGGAGGACGAGGCAGUACGGAGCAAGGUAAGCUGAAUCCCAUGGUGUAUGUCCAGCACACCAUCACCACUAUGGCUGCUCCGUCCGGCCACAGCCUGGGCAGGACAGAGGGCCACGGUCUUCGGUUCCUUCUCAGGGAGGAGGACCUGCUCACCCUGGAUGCCUACCAGAAACUGCUCAUCAAACUCACCACUGCCGUCAAGGAGAUGGAGACCCACGGCGCUCAGAUCCACGACCUCCUGUCGUCCAUCACCCACCCCCCAGCAUCCGACGUGAAGACCCCAGAGAACUACAUCUCUGUGGAAGGCGAGGGAGAGAGGGGGGAGAAGAAUGGGAAGAAGGUGUGUUUCAACGUGGCCGGAGAUGAGCAGGAGGACUCUGGACACGACACCAUCAGCAACAGAGACUCCUACAGUGACUGUAACAGCAACCGGAACUCAAUUGCCUCCUUCACCAGUAUCUGCAGCAGCCACUGCAGCUCCUAUGUGCACAGUGAUGAGAUGGACUCAGGAGAUGAGAUGCCCACCAAUGUGUGGCUUUCCCAUGAUAAGCAGAAAAAACUCCACGGCUUCCUGGAGCAUCUUUUCAGCCAGGUGGACUCCAUCACCAGCAUGCUGAGAGGAGCGGUAGCGGCUCGGGCCUUUGAGCAGACCAAGUGUUUCACUCCUGGCCGAGGAUUACAAGAGUUUCAACAAGAGAUGGAGCCCAGGGUUAAUUGCACCAAGAAGCUGCGUCUCCAUGUCAAGCAGGACCCCUGGAACCUCCCCAGCAGUGUGCAAGCCCUCACCCAGACAAUUUCCAAAUUUGUCGAAGAGGUGAAGACACGGCUGCUUUUGGUUUUACUUCAGUACACAGACUCGGAGAUCCAGCUGCGUCGGGACAUGGUGUUCUGUCAGUCUCUGGUAGCUGCCGUGUGUGCCUUCUCACAGCACCUCCUGGCUGUGCUCAACCAGUUCCACAACAUGGGCAGGGAUCCUGAGCAGGACAGCCCGGACCCCCAGGACCCUCAAGAGGCCCAGGAGGCCAGCCGACGCUGGCUGGAGCAGAUUGCCAGUGCCGGGCUGCUCCUUCACUUCCAGUCCCUUCUCUCCCCCAACCUUACUGAUGAGCAGGCUAUGUUGGAGGACACUCAGGUGGCCUUAAUAGACCUGGAGAAGGUCACCUUCUACUUUAGGAAGUUUGAAGGAGAGCCUCACGUGGCAAACAUGCCCAUCUCAUAUCAGGUGGAGGGCACGCGUCAAGCCCUGAAGGUCCACUUCUACUUGGAGAGCUUCUACUUCUCCCAGCUGCCUCAGAGACUGAAGAAUGGAGGAGGCUUCAAAAUCUACCCUGUGCUCUUCACUCAAGCUCUGGAGAGUAUGGAGGGAUACUACUAUAGGGACAACGUGUCUGUGGAGGAGUACCAAGCUCAGAUCAACGCUGCCUCGCUGGAUAAGGUUAAGCAGUACUACAAGAGACUGAGGGCUUUCUACCUGGACCAGUCCAACAUGCCACCCAGCGCUGCACCCAAAGCUGCCCUCAUAGACAAGCUGAUGCGUCCUCUGAACGCGCUGGAGGAGCUUUACCGUUUGAUGGAGAAUUUUAUCAGCUGUCGGCGCACAGCUGCCUGUCAGUACACCGCCUGCGGUGCCUCUGGAGUGGGCCUGCUCACCGUGGCCUCGGAGCUCUGCUCACGCCUCGGAGCCACGCACAUUGUCAUGUGCAACAGUGGUGUCCACCGCUGUACCCUGAGCGUGACGCUGGAGCAGGCCAUCUUGCUGGCCCGCAACCACGGCCUGCCGCCACGCUGCAUCAUGCAGGCCACGGACGUCAUGAGGAAACAGGGGGCAAGAGUUCAGAAUUCGGCCAAGAACCUCGGAGUGAGAGACCGUACUCCGUCAUCCGUGCCAAGGCUCUACAAGCUGUGCCAGCCUCCACCCCCGGACGGAGACCCGUGAAGCGCGGGAGUCUUCCGAGGAGCCGCCGGCGUCCUGCGAGAGCUCCGCGUCUCAGCCGUCCCGCCGCCGCCGAGCCUCCUCGUCCGUCUGGCGGAAGACACUCGGGCCCCAGAAGAAGAAAACGCCCCGCUUUUAUUCUCUUACGUUUAAAGGGUAGACGUGCCUCUCUCUGUAAAUAGGAUUUUAAAAUAAUAAAUAGCGGUUAAUGCAAUAUUUUUUGGUAUUGUACUUUAUAAG
Messenger RNA from Lampris incognitus (smalleye Pacific opah), 5109 nucleotides. It is a transcript of the gene prex2, whose product is annotated as phosphatidylinositol-3,4,5-trisphosphate-dependent Rac exchange factor 2. The record is from RefSeq and is a predicted model, not a curated record. Gene Ontology annotation, molecular function: guanyl-nucleotide exchange factor activity; protein binding. The transcript has 41 exons. Gene Ontology annotation, biological process: intracellular signal transduction. The coding region runs from base 1 to 4872 and encodes 1623 amino acids. Lineage: Eukaryota; Metazoa; Chordata; Actinopteri; Lampriformes; Lampridae.